Messenger RNA from Nothobranchius furzeri (turquoise killifish), 2631 nucleotides. It is a transcript of the gene shha, whose product is annotated as sonic hedgehog signaling molecule a. Gene Ontology annotation, biological process: regulation of gene expression; multicellular organism development; intein-mediated protein splicing. The record is from RefSeq and is a predicted model, not a curated record. Gene Ontology annotation, molecular function: calcium ion binding; patched binding. Lineage: Eukaryota; Metazoa; Chordata; Actinopteri; Cyprinodontiformes; Nothobranchiidae.
UCUUUAAGAUUUUUGGGGGGGAUAACAUCAGGAGGGUUUGUCUAGGCGAGCCAAUCAAGUCCCUCCCCUGCUAUAUAGAUCGGUGCUAUAAUACAAAGCAGUAAAAGCGGUCGGCUCACACACGCAGCUGCAGCUCGGCUUCAGACCCCGUGGCUUUUUUUCAUUCCCUCACUACUUUUUUCCUCAGCUUUCUUCGAUGCGCCCCGUUAGCGCCGUUUGUCCGAGGCGUUCAUUUCCGCACCUGCCGCGAUAGAGAGCGAGCCGAGGCGCAGUGGAAGGAGAGACAAGGGCAUUGCAAGAGCCUGGGGAGAGCAGGCAGACGGCUGAGACAGCAGCAGUGACUCGUUUAAGAUCUUAAAAGGAGGAGGAGGAAAAUAAAAUCAUGCUGCUGUGGACCAGAAUAGCUUUGGUCGCUCUCAUCUGCGUGUCCUUGGUGUCCUUUGGGAUGGGAUGCGGACCGGGCAGGGGGUACGGCAGGAGAAGGCACCCGAAGAAGCUGACACCUCUUGCGUACAAGCAGUUCAUCCCCAACGUGGCGGAGAAGACCCUCGGGGCGAGCGGCAGAUACGAAGGCAAGAUCACGAGAAACUCCGAGCGGUUCAAGGAGCUGACUCCCAAUUAUAACACAGACAUCAUCUUCAAGGAUGAGGAGAAGACCGGUGCCGACAGGAUGAUGACUCAGAGAUGCAAAGACAAGCUGAACUCGCUGGCCAUUUCGGUGAUGAACCAGUGGCCCGGGGUGAAGCUGCGCGUCACCGAGGGAUGGGACGAGGACGGACAUCACUCCGAGGAGUCCCUCCACUACGAGGGCAGGGCCGUGGACAUCACCACCUCAGACAGGGACAAGAGCAAAUACGGGACUCUGUCCAGGCUGGCGGUGGAGGCCGGAUUCGACUGGGUGCACUAUGAGUCCAAAGCGCACAUCCACUGCUCUGUCAAAGCUGAAAACUCAGUGGCAGCGAAGUCCGGCGGCUGCUUCCCCGGUUCCUCCACCGUCUCCCUCCAGGAUGGCACCAAGAAGGCGGUGAGAGACCUCCAGCCCGGUGACCGGGUCCGGGCGGCGGACAGCGAGGGGAACCCAGUGUACACCGACUUCAUCAUGUUCAUAGACCGGGACUCGAGCACCAGGAGGACCUUCUACGUGAUCGAGACCGAAACGGGCCAGAAGAUCCGCCUAACCGCGGCGCACCUCAUCUUCACCGGAAGUGAACGGAACUCCACGCGGAUGUCGGCGGUGUUCGCGAGCCAGGUGCGACCCGGACAGCAGGUGUUCGCCUGGGACGGAGAGCGCCUCGCAGCAGUGUCCGUGAAACGGAUUUACACGCAGGAGCACGUGGGCUCCUUCGCGCCGGUGACGGCGCAGGGGACCGUGAUGGUGGACCAGGUGCUCGCGUCCUGCUAUGCAGUGAUCGAGGACCACCAGCUGGCGCACUGGGCCCUGGCACCCGUCAGGAUCACCCACCGGGUGUCCUCGCUGCUCUUCAGCUCCCGGCCUCAGGGCAGCGCACAGAAGGACGGGCUACACUGGUACUCCAAAGUCCUUUAUCAGCUGGGGACAUGGUUGUUGGACAGCCACUCCAUCCAUCCACUCGGGAUGUCGGUUUAUCCAAGUUGAAACGUCGACAGGAGAAGAGACUCUGGUGUAGGACACUCGAACUGUUCAGUAGCUUCAAUUAUAAAACAAUAAAAAACAAACAAAAAAAACAGAACAAACGAGACAAAGGCCCCAGCGGAGUCUGGAUAUUUAUUUCAGAGACUUUUCCCUUCAAAGAAUGGAGCCUUAAAUAUUUUUUUCCUCUUUGAAUAAUUUAUUCUCAUGUGAACUCUGCUGCUGUCCCAAAAAAAAGGACUCUGAAACAGUGCCAGCAGCAAAAUGUGCAUAAUCUAUUUUUGUAUAUCUCAACUGCAAAAAAGAUGAAAAAAAAUUAAGAAAAAAAUGUUUAAAAAAAAUAAGAAAAAUACUGCAAAGAGAACGAAGGUGCGCCAGACUGACGGAAAACUGACUGUUAUAUUUUGGGGGAAGAACAAACUUCGCGGGGUUCCAUAAAUUAUAUUUUUAUACACAGAAUUGUAAAUUAGAUUUUGACAGAUCGCUACAGAAUCACGUUUCGUUAUUUGAAAUAGUGUAAGAUAUGAGAAUAUAUUUUAAUUUAAAAAUAAUACAGUAGCUGGGAAAAGUAUUGGACUUUUGUUUAUUAUUAGGAACUUUAUAAUAAUAAUAAUUAUUAUUAUUAUGUAAACUUUUGUCACAGAGGGGCAGGUUUGCCUCAUGUCUGCUUUGGUUUGGGAGGGGGGUUGUCUCCAUUUUUCUGUUUUCCUUUUGAGAAAAAAAAAACAUCAAAAUGCAGAUUUCUGACAGUAACCGCUAAAGUAGAACUGAAGCAGUUUGGUUGAAUAAAUUAAUUAAUAAGUAACUCCUGUAAAUGUACUAAAUGUUAUUUUUCUUUUCAUAUUUUGUUAUAAUAGGGAACUAGUUUUCUAUAGAAGAUGACCUGCGGCAGAUGCAGUCUUGGAUAGUCUACAUAGGCGGACGAUAACUUUCAUAACAGGGCGAUGUGUCAACAAAUGUCUAGAGUUUAUAAUUUAUAUGUUUAUUACAAAAUGAGAUAAAGAAACUCUUCAAAACUUGCA